Molecule: messenger RNA, 1005 nt
Organism: Camellia sinensis
Lineage: Eukaryota; Viridiplantae; Streptophyta; Magnoliopsida; Ericales; Theaceae
Source: RefSeq, a predicted model, not a curated record
AUGGGUCGUGCAAAGCCAAUUCCGACUGAUGCUGAUGCUAUACCAUCCCAAUCAAUGCCCCCACCGAAGCCAAAAAGAAUCAAGAAGGCCCAGCCUAAGGCCAAGGCUGUUGAGGCUGAAGAUAGUUUGCCUAUCUCAAAACUGGCUGAGAGUAAAAAGACUUCUUCUGCUCCUGCGAAAAAGUCUGCCGAGACCCAGCCCUCCGAGUCUACCCAAUCAAAGAAGCCGAGGUCCUCCUCUGCAACGACUUCAAAAUCCAAAGUGCCAAACGUCCCUUGGACGCCCGAGAUUACCCUGGAGGACAAGCCGGUCAUGGCUACUGAUAGUGCCGACGACAUUAAUGUCGGCGUUGCCCUUAGUACAACUCUUCUUCUCCCAGGUGAUCUGGAAAAGAAUGCUGGAAUGAGUGAGUAUGAAAAUUAUGCUUUCAUGCUUCAACACCGUGUUCAAGCUGUUCAGCAUGCCCACUCCUUCUCCAUGCAAUCUUUUGAGAACAAGGAGAAGUUAACUGACUUGCAGAAGGAGUAUUCUGCACUUCAGAAGAUCAACAAGGGCCUUCAAGCAAAAAUGAAGAAAUUGGAAGACCAGGCCGAGGCUGCCACUAAAGCCCAAACUUUGGCCGAAGAAAAGGCCGAGGCUGCUGAAGCUGUAAAGAAAGUUGCCGAAGCGCAAAAAAAUGAAGCCGAGGACAAGGCCACCCAAGCCGAGAAGGAGCUUCAGGAGGCCUUGGCCACCAAAAAGGCUGAAAUCAAAGAAGCUGAUGAAAAGGCUUAUGCGCAGGGCAUGGCCAACGUCACUGAGGAGUACAAGCUUCAAGUCAGGCAAGCAUGCAACAGGGGAUUUUCCCUUGGUUGGAUGUCUCUGCUAAAAAGACUUGAUCUCCCUGCAGACUCGCCUUUCCGUAAUGCCGACGCUAUUCCUCUCCCAUUUCCUCCUCCAAGUCAGUCCGAAGAUGAAUUUAGUCUGAGCCUGAGGAUGGAGAUGAUCAGGAUGCUGAGGCCUUGA